Messenger RNA from Laccaria bicolor S238N-H82, 1443 nucleotides. RefSeq lists its product as uncharacterized. Gene Ontology annotation, biological process: nucleoside transmembrane transport. The transcript has 4 exons. Gene Ontology annotation, cellular component: plasma membrane; fungal-type vacuole membrane. The record is from RefSeq and is a predicted model, not a curated record. NCBI's taxonomy places the organism in Eukaryota, Fungi, Basidiomycota, Agaricomycetes, Agaricales, Hydnangiaceae. Bases 1 to 1443 code for a protein of 480 amino acids. Gene Ontology annotation, molecular function: nicotinamide riboside transmembrane transporter activity; nucleobase transmembrane transporter activity.
AUGUCGUUGCAACGAGCAGAAUCUCCACAAACCUCGUAUCAUCCACUUCCUCAUGACUCUGAUUCACGCACUUCCAUCGACGAUUUAGCCACUGAGCAGCUUGUUCUGCAUCCACCUUCACCAUUAGUCGAUGCUCGUGUCAGAUGGAUACACUUCAUCAUGGGAUGCGCCGUCCUCCUUCCAUGGAAUGUCAUCAUCACGGCAACCCCCUUUUUUCUAUCGCGAUUGGUGGGCUCCCCAAUUAAAUCGACAUUUGCUUCAUACCUCUCCACGUCUUUCAAUGCGGCAAACUUUAUUUUCUUGGCCCAUGCGACAGCAACGACCAAACAUACUAUUCCAUCACGUCAAAUUCGCAUUGCAAUAAUCUGGCUCAUUGUCCUUACCUCCUUAUUGACGUUCAGCACGUUCAUAGUACCCUCUUCUGGAGUGUUCACCGUUUUCGUUCUUUUCAACGGCGCAGCCCAGGCUACAGCUGGCGCAUAUCUCCAGACCUCCGUCAUUGCCGUGGCCUCUCUCUUUGGACCUCCAGCCGUCCAAGCAAUGAUGUCCGGUCAAGCUGCAGUGGCAGUGGCAGUGAGCGGGGUACAGGUUCUUAGUGCCGCAGCUUCUGUUCAUGGGAGGCCUUCCACAUAUGUCAGCGAUGGUUCGCCUGAGGAGAGAUCUGCCUUCAUUUUUCUUUUGCUGUCAACGAUCUUCCUUAUUUUCAGCGCGAUGACAUAUGGCUGGUUGGUGAAAACGCCAGUUUAUGCUCGUGUUGCAGCCCCCCUCGAGCAACUGCCUAGAAAGAUCUUGGACGAGGAUGCAAACUCCAGCGAACGAAUAGGGUUGGUAUCCAGCAGGCGGACUGGCUUGUCCGAUGAAAAGGCCGACGCUAUACGAGUGGCCAAGGCUAAUGUUAUUUAUGAAGUGGCGGUUGCCUAUGUUUUCGUGAUUACGUUGGCGGUUUAUCCUGCCAUCACAACGUCCAUUCAAUCAACCAAUCCAGACAUUCACCCCCUGCUGUUCAGCUCUAUCCAUUUUUUGGUCUUCAAUAUAGGUGACUUUUUGGGCCGAUACAUUUGCUCGUACCCAAUCUUUCUAAUAUGGUCGGCGAAACGUCUCCUAACGCUAUCAGUGGCCCGCACACUCUUCAUUCCAGUCUUUCUCAUGUGCAAUGUCCAGAGACCAUCUAUCGUACCAUCCCCCCCAGUCAUUAGCUCCAAUUUCUUUUACAUGGCGAUUCUCUUUGCCUUUGGUUGGUCGAAUGGCUAUGUCUCAAGUUUAUGUAUGAUGUCCGCACCAUCCUUAGAACACAACCCCAGGCUCAGAGGUCGGGUAGAAGAUGUGGAUAUCGCUGCCACUAUCGCGAGUUUUUGUCUGGUUGGGGGUUUAGCGCUUGGGAGUAUUGCUAGCUUUGCUGUUCGCGCCGCUAUCUGUAAUUGUAAUCCAUUUACGACUCAUUAA